AGCGGAGCGGUGCCGGAAGCAGCCGGCAGACGAGGCCUCGUGGAAAGGACGGCGGCAUGGGACAGUCGGGGAGGUCCCGGCACCAGAAGCGCGCGCGCGCCCAGGCCCAUCUCCGGAACCUCGAAGCCUAUGCCGCGCAGCCGCACUCGUUCGUGUUUGCUCGGGGCCGCGUGGGUCGCAGCGUCCAGCAGCUCAGUAUGGACUUGAGGCGGGUCAUGGAGCCGCUCACCGCCACCCGCCUGCAGAUACGGAAGAAAAACUCUCUGAAAGAUUGUGUAGCAGUGGCUGGGCCCCUUGGGGUCACACAUUUCCUGAUUGUGAGCAAAACAGAGACCAACGUCUACUUUAAACUGAUGCGUCUCCCAGGAGGCCCCACCCUGACCUUCAGGAUCAACAAGUACACGUUGGUGCGUGAUGUGGUCUCCUCACUACGCCGGCACCGCAUGCAUGAGCAGCAGUUUGCCCACCCACCCCUCCUGGUGCUCAACAGCUUUGGCCCGCAUGGCAUGCAUGUGAAGCUCAUGGCUACCAUGUUCCAGAACCUGUUCCCCUCCAUCAACGUGCAUAAGGUGAACCUGAACACCAUCAAGCGCUGCCUUCUCAUCAACUACAACCCUGACGCCCAGGAGCUGGAUUUCCGUCACUACAGCAUCAAGGUGGUCCCUGUGGGUGCCAGUCGUGGGAUGAAGAAGCUUCUCCAGGAGAAGUUCCCCAACAUGAGUCGCCUGCAGGACAUCAGUGAACUGCUGGCCACGGGCGCAGGGCUGUCGGAGAGUGAGGCAGAGCCCGACGGCGAGCACAACAUCACAGAACUGCCGCAGGCUGUGGCAGGGCGUGGUAACAUGCGGGCCCAGCAGAGUGCCGUGCGGCUCACAGAGAUUGGGCCUCGGAUGACGCUGGAGCUCAUCAAGAUCCAAGAGGGGGUCGGAGAGGGCAACGUGCUGUUCCACAGGCUCGUGCACAAAACAGAGGAGGAGCUCCAGGCCAUCCUGGCUGCCAAGGAGGAGAAGCUGCGGCUCAAGGCCCAGAGACAGGACCAGCAGGCCCAGAAUGUUCGGCGCAAGCGGGAGCAGCGAGAGGCUCACAAGAAGAAGAGCCUGGCAGGCAUGAAGCGGGCGCGGGCAGAGGCCGAUGGGGACAGUGAUGCAGAGGACCCUGGGGCCCCGCCAGAGGCAGAGGGGACCAGCCAGCAAGAGGAAGAAGAGGAUGAGGCUGAGUAUUUCCGCCAGGCUGUGGGCGAGGAGCCUGAUGAAGACAUGUUUCCAAAGGCAGCCAAGAGGAGGCGGCCCACUGGGCCCCCAGGCAAGAAGCAGCGGCUGAAGGAACGGAAGCCGGACCGAGGUGCCAUGCAGUGCCCAGUCAACUUCUCGGAGGCUGCAGAUCGCCUCCUCAGUGGCCUCCAAGAGGGCUUUCUGUGGCCCAUGCUGGCAGCCGAGUUCCUGGUGGCCUUGGCCGGCAACAGCCUGGCCCUGUACCGGUUCUGCAGCCGGGAGCAGCGCCCUUGGCCCCCAGCUGUGAUCUUCUCGGCCCAGCUGGCAGUCAGCGACCUGCUCUAUGCCCUGACGCUGCCCCCCCUUGCUGCCUACUUCUACCCGCCCAAGCACUGGCGCUACGGGGAGGCUGCCUGCCGCCUCGAGCGCUUCCUCUUCACCUGCAACCUGCUGGGUAGCGUCAUCUUCAUCACCUGCAUCAGCCUCAACCGCUACAUGGGCAUCGUCCACCCCUUCUUCACCCACAGCCAACUGCGGCCCAAGCACGCCUGGGCUGUCAGCGCCGCUGGCUGGGCGCUGGCGGUCCUGCUCGCUGCCCCCACGCUCAGCUUCUCUCACCUGAGCAGGUCCCAGCGCCAAGGCCAGUGCUCUGUGACCAGCCCAGGGGCCUGUACCAAGUGCCUGGGGACGGCGGGUGACAGCCAGCUCGAGGCCUACCGGGUCUACAGCCUGGCGCUGGCGGCCCUGGGCUGCGGCCUGCCGCUGCUGCUCACCCUGGCAGCCUACGGCGCCCUGGGGCGGGCCGUGCAGCACAGCCACGGCAUGACAGCAGCCAACAAGCUGCAGGUGACGGUGCUGGUGGCCAGCGGUGUGGCUCUCUAUGCCAGUUCCUACGUGCCCUACUAUAUCACGGCAGUGCUCAACGUGUACGCCCGGCUGCACUGGCAAGCCCUCUGCCCAGGUUUUGCAAGUGAGGCCGCGGCUGAGAAGGCACUGGCCCGAAGGACAUACUUGGCCCACCAGGUGACACGGGGCCUUGUACCCCUAGCCAUCUGCAUCCACCCGCUACUCUACAUGGCUGUGGUGCCCAGCCUGGACUGCUGCCGCCAACGCUGCGGGCAGGGACAGACCCCAAAGGACACCACGUGCUCCAGCCAAGCCCUGCCCCUCAAUGUCACAGCCACCCCCCAAACCUCAGGGCUCCAGUCCCCCGAGCUGAGCCCGUGA
Budorcas taxicolor (takin) is the source of this 2438-nucleotide messenger RNA. It is a transcript of the gene P2RY11, whose product is annotated as purinergic receptor P2Y11. Bases 57 to 2438 code for a protein of 793 amino acids. The record is from RefSeq and is a predicted model, not a curated record. Gene Ontology annotation, biological process: rRNA processing; ribosomal large subunit assembly; neuronal signal transduction. NCBI's taxonomy places the organism in Eukaryota, Metazoa, Chordata, Mammalia, Artiodactyla, Bovidae. Gene Ontology annotation, molecular function: rRNA binding; neurotransmitter receptor activity; G protein-coupled ATP receptor activity. The transcript is spliced from 13 exons. Gene Ontology annotation, cellular component: preribosome, large subunit precursor; plasma membrane.